AUGGAGGAUCGACUGCCAGCACCUUAGAUCUGUUGCAGUCAUAGGAUUGUCUAUUUUGUCAAUAAUCUCAGAAAUUUUGUUGCCUCAUUACUAGAGCUCUUUACAUCAAAUACUCAGCAAGCCAGAAUUAUUACUAUCAAAAGGAUAUUAAUAUUAUACUUUUGCAAUAACGAUCUAAACAAUAUACUACAUAUAAAGAAUGGACUUAUUAUGAUCCUAAUGAGUAUUUAAAAAGAUUUUAUUCUUUAACUGAUACAAGAUAAAAAACCAUUGUAUUAACUGAAUAUUAUAAAGUAAUUACUUUCAAAACUAUACUGAAUAGUUUCACCGAGAUAUUCCUCGUCUUUUCAUGUUACCUAUAGCAUCAACAUUAUCUAAAUAUCAUGA
Molecule: messenger RNA, 387 nt
Organism: Paramecium octaurelia
Lineage: Eukaryota; Ciliophora; Oligohymenophorea; Peniculida; Parameciidae
Source: the annotation of a GenBank genome assembly